CCGGCUACUCAGCGAACCCCCGCCCGGCGCUGCCCCUUGCCGUCUGCUUCUGCGCUCCCGCCACAGCACAAACCACCCAUAGGAAAAGAUGGAUUGGAGCACACUCCAGACUAUUUUAGGGGGUGUCAAUAAACACUCCACCAGCAUUGGAAAAAUCUGGCUCACCGUCCUUUUUAUUUUCCGUAUUAUGAUCCUCGUUGUGGCCGCAAAGGAGGUGUGGGGAGAUGAGCAAGCCGAUUUUAUCUGCAACACUCUACAGCCUGGAUGCAAAAAUGUGUGCUAUGACCACUAUUUCCCCAUCUCUCACAUCCGACUGUGGGCACUGCAGCUGAUCUUUGUAUCCGCACCGGCUCUGCUGGUGGCCAUGCAUGUUGCCUACCGAAGACACGAGAAAAAGAGGAAGUUCAUUAAGGGAGAGAUAAAGAGUGAAUUCAAGGACAUAGAAGAGAUCAAAAGUCAGAAGGUCCGCAUUGAAGGGUCACUCUGGUGGACCUACACGAGCAGCAUCUUCUUCCGAGUUAUCUUUGAAGCUGUUUUCAUGUACGUCUUUUAUGUCAUGUAUGAUGGGUUCUCCAUGAAGCGUCUGGUUAAAUGUAGUGCUUGGCCUUGCCCCAAUACAGUGGACUGCUUUGUUUCCAGGCCUACGGAGAAGACCGUAUUUACGGUUUUCAUGAUUGCAGUGUCUGGAAUUUGCAUAUUGCUAAAUGUCACCGAAUUGUGUUAUUUGCUAAUUAGAUAUUGUUCCGGAAAGUCAAAAAAACCAGUUUAACACAUUACUCAGCUAUUAGAAAGAAGAUAGACAACAGCAAUGACAAGGAUGAGGUAACCUCUGCUUAGCUAUCAAGGCACAGUCAUCCAUCUCCUAAAGAUACACAUCUUAAAUGCAAUCACCUGCAACCCUGUACACCUGACACAAAACUCCAAAUGCCUGUGAUUUAAAACUUCGAAACAAAGGCUUAGUUCUAUGCCUAUAUCAGUUUUUACUAAAAUUCAUUCAAAUGAAACUUUGUGCCGGUAGGGGUUACUAUAAGUUAUUUUCAUAUUUUAAAUAAUGGUUGCAGGCAUUCACUUCUCUUUUUCCGAAGAAGGGAAAGAACACCGGGUUCUAAAGACACUGAUGAGGUUUGAUUCCUCUUAGGGUUCCCUUUGCCAGUUUCCUCACAUUAAAGGUAAACGUAGAGAAUCCUGGUUCUUUUAUUUGUUUUAGAAGGUUUAAUUUCUCACACUGGACAAAAUUACCUAAUGCUUCAAACUCUGUUAUACUGUUUUUUAGUGGAACUUUAAAAUGUGGUCUUUUGACCCAUAAGAUGUUCUGAAAACCAUUCUACGCUCUUCCUGUUUCAAAGGCUCAGAUUGUGAUAUGUAAAUUGUAUGUAAUCAGAUACUGUAACAAUUUAAAAUAUGAAUAAUUUUCAGUGCCACUAAGAGGCUAUCCAUUGUUUCAACUGUUAUGUCAUGUGUAAAAACAUUUCAGCCUCUCUCCAGUGUUCAUCUCAUUUAAAAAACUUAGGUGUAAUUUUUCAUAAGAAAUACAGACUUUGGACAUAUUGCCAACUACUUCCUGUAGAAAUAGGUUUGUGCAAGACCUCCUCUCUUGCCUUAAAACCUUUGCCUUCAUUGCUGUAAGUGAUAUGGCUAUCCCAACAUCAAAAGGAACACUGACUAAAACAGGUUGCUAGGGAAUAUAUUAUUGCCACAGUAUUAUUAAAUGGUGCAAAACAAAAUAGGAGGUGAAGUGACUGUUUUUGAAGAACAGAUGAAAAGACUAGACUUUAAAUUCUGAUGAGUAAAAGGUGAUGCUUGUCUACUUCAAAAUUAUGUCUGCUUCCCCCUUCAGCAUCUUAGUUAUCUAGUGCUGCUAUAACAGAAAUACCAUAAGUAGAUGGCUUUAACAAAUAAAUUAUCUCACAGUUUAAGAGGCUAGAAGUUCAAAUUCUGGGCUCUGGCUUUAGGGCAAGGCUUUCUCUCUCUGUUGGCUCUGGGAGAAGGUCCUUGUUUCUUUAGCUUCUGAUUCCUGGUCCUUGGAGAUCUCCAUGUGGCUUGGCAUCAAUCUUUCCCCAUCUCUGCUUGCUUGCUUGUCUUCAUCUGCUGUAUUUAUAUCUUGUAAGAGACUGACUCAAAACACACCCUACACGAAUCCUGCCUCAUUAAUAUAACAAAGACAAUCCAUUCCCAAAUGGGAUUAUAUAACCCCAGGUAUAUAGGUUAGGAUUUACAACACAUAUUUUGAGGGGUACGAUUCAAUCCAUAACAGCAUCCAAAUUUUUUUUAAGUGAAAGUAGAGUUAAAUAGGCCUUUGACAAAAAUAGAAACUAGGGUUUAGAUAAAUUUUAGCAGCUCUAUAGGACAAAUUGAACCCUAAUAUUAGCAUUAUGCUUGACAUGGUUUCCAAAAAAUGGUACUCAACAUAUUUCAAUGAGGGUAAACAUUUUCCUAUUACCAAGAAUAGCACUGUAAAAUCAUUUUUUAAUAAUAAAUAAUUUUGUUAAUUACAUGCUUGUAACUAAAAUUUUGUUAUGGCUCAAAUUUCAUUUAAAAUAUUAAAGUAUAAUUCAUAAUUAUUUAAGAUCUAAUACAAUUUUUAAUAGAACAGCAGAUUUUAAUUUCAUCUACAGCCAUUUUUGUAUAAGUACAUUAAUAUUUUAUAUUUCAUAUCAGCAAAUGGGUAAUGUUAAUAGCAUGUCUGUACACAUUCUGGGAUUCCUCUGCCCUCUUACAGAAAAGCUUCCAUCACCAGAAAGACUGGCAGGGGAGGCAGAAAGAAAGACCAUUUCUUCCUAGCCUCGUGCUCACUGGUACCACUCUGGCCAACAAAGAACAGGGUGGUGCACUGAUUGGAAAUGCAGCGUGGAGAAUGCUGAGUUGGAUUUAAAUGACCAGUUUGGCCACCGGAUGAAUCAUAGAAGCUGGCAUUUUAAAAUGCUGCUCAUGGUGAAGAUUGGCUGAGGCAUGAGAAAUACCCUAUAUAAGGUGUGUUUUCUAUGGAAUCCUCUUUCUGAAUAUUUGUAUUAAACCAAACCUGGUGAAUAAAACUGCUUUUCAUUCCUUGGCGCCCAUUUUCUUGGGAAAUAGACCAGGUGGAUCAGCCUUAGUCCCUGUGU
Messenger RNA from Loxodonta africana (African savanna elephant), 3101 nucleotides. RefSeq names its product gap junction protein beta 2 (gene GJB2). Gene Ontology annotation, molecular function: gap junction channel activity. The coding region runs from base 89 to 769 and encodes 226 amino acids. Gene Ontology annotation, cellular component: connexin complex. Lineage: Eukaryota; Metazoa; Chordata; Mammalia; Proboscidea; Elephantidae. The transcript has 2 exons. The record is from RefSeq and is a predicted model, not a curated record. Gene Ontology annotation, biological process: gap junction-mediated intercellular transport; cell-cell signaling.